Myotis myotis is the source of this 2162-nucleotide messenger RNA. It is a transcript of the gene APBB3, whose product is annotated as amyloid beta precursor protein binding family B member 3. Gene Ontology annotation, biological process: regulation of DNA-templated transcription. The coding region runs from base 162 to 1691 and encodes 509 amino acids. The record is from RefSeq and is a predicted model, not a curated record. Gene Ontology annotation, molecular function: transcription factor binding; amyloid-beta binding. Gene Ontology annotation, cellular component: cytoplasm; nucleus. The transcript is spliced from 13 exons. Lineage: Eukaryota; Metazoa; Chordata; Mammalia; Chiroptera; Vespertilionidae.
CAACCCCGGGACGGCCCCUGCUCCGCCCCGUAUUUGUGUGGCGUCCGCUGGCCCGGUGACUCCGGCGCAGAGAGGCUGGGCUUGUCGGCGCAGCAGCUCCAGAGGUCGAGCUGGGCUGAGAGUGCAGGCCGGCAGAGGCCGGCGGGGCCGCGGUCGGGGCUAUGCUGGGCAAGGACUAUAUGCUGGCCAUAAUUCUGGUCAACUGCGAUGAUGACUUGUGGGGGGACCAGAGUCUGGAGGGAGAGCCGGGCCUGCCCCCUGGCUGGAGAAAGAUCCACGAUGCUGCAGGUACUUACUAUUGGCACGUACCAAGCGGUAGUACCCAGUGGCAGCGCCCAACCUGGGAGCCAGGAGAUGCAGAGGAGCCAGGCACGAGGCCGGAAGGGAUUUGGGGACUUCGGCCCCCCAAGGGGAGAUCCUUCUCCAGCCUGGAGAGCUCACUGGACCGGAGUAACUCUCUGUCCUGGUAUGGUGAGGAAUCCUACAUCCAGAGCAUGGAACCAGGGGCUAAGUGCUUUGCAGUCCGCUCUCUGGGCUGGGUAGAGGUACCCGAAGAGGACCUGGUACCAGGGAAGAGCAGUAUUGCGGUCAGUAACUGCAUCCAGCAGCUGGCCCAGACCCGCAGCCGGAGCCAGCCCCCAGCUGGUGCCUGGGGCGAGGGCCAGAACAUGCUAAUGAUCCUGAAGAAGGAUGCCAUGAGCCUGGUGAAUCCCCUGGACCACAGUCUGAUCCACUGCCAGCCUCUGGUGCACAUCCGUGUAUGGGGUGUGGGCAGCUCCAAGGGCCGUGAUAGGGACUUCGCUUUUGUGGCGGGCGACAAAGACAGCUGUAUGCUCAAGUGCCAUGUGUUUCGCUGUGAUGUCCCUGCCAAGGCCAUUGCCAGUGCCCUACAUGGGCUCUGUGCUCAGAUCUUGUCAGAGCGAGUUGGGGUCAGUGGUGAUUCCCCUUGUUGUUCCCUAGACACCAUCUCCCCUGAAGAUCUGCCGAGGCAAGCUCUCUCAGAAGGCUGGGGAGAGGGGUUGUUGAGAGAGCAUGCAGGCCAACAGGCUGUGUGUAUUUCAGCGGAGCUGCUGGAUGCAGUGAGCCAAGCUGCUCAGAAGUACCAGGCACUGUAUAUGGGGACCCUGCCAGUCACCAAAGCCAUGGGAAUGGAUGUGCUGAACGAGGCCAUUGGUAUCCUCACCACCCGAGGGGACCGGGAUGCCUGGGUCCCCUCCAUGCUCAGUGUGUCUGACUCUUUCAUGACUGCACAUCCCAUUCAGGCAGAGGCUGAUGCGGAGGAGGAGCCGCUAUGGCAGUGCCCUGUGCGCCUGGUGACCUUUAUUGGUGUCGGCCGUGACCCGCACACCUUUGGCCUCAUUGCUGACCUGGGCCGUCAGAGCUUCCAGUGCGCAGCCUUCUGGUGCCAGCCCCAUGCAGGGGGACUCUCCGAAGCUGUGCAGGCUGCUUGCAUGGUUCAGUACCAGAAGUGUCUUGUGGCUUCUGCAUCUCGAGGCAAGGCCUGGGGUGCCCAGGCCCGUGCCCGCCUGCGACUCAAGCGGACCAGCUCUGUGGACUCCCCAGGAGGUCCCCUGCCUCUCCCCCUACUCAAAGGUGGGGUUGGAGGUGCAGGGGCUGCCCCUCGAAAGCGGGGCAUCUUCUCUUUUCUGGAUGCCUUUCGACUGAAACCCUCUCUGCUCCAUAUGUCCUAAAUGGAUCUGGGAGGACCAGGGUAACGAGGCUCUGGGUCCAUGCCCAACUCUGUACUCCUUCAUUCCCCAGGGACAUGUAGCCUCUCACCUUUGGAACCUUCUCUGCCUGUCCCUCCAACCUUGUGCACCCUGUAUAUUUAUUGCCCAAUUUAUUAAUUGUUUAUAUGGAUAACUGAGAGGCCCUGCACCACAUCCUAGGACUCUGGCUCUCCUUUCCCUGGGUCCCUGUGUUCCUUGCCAGCUUUGGACAGUUGGCUCUACCUCAGCAACACUUUAUAGCAAAAUAAGUACAAAUAAAAAUCCCUCAGUGACCUCACUGAGUGUGAGUAUACUGGGCCUGGGACAGGAUUGGGGGUUAACCUGUAUGAAGUGGGUGUUUGUGUCUGUGCUUGGUGUUGGUGGCUGCCUAUAGUCACAUGAGGGCAUGGGUGUGAUGGAGAUCUGACUUCAUUCAAUAAAUAUAUUUGCUAA